Messenger RNA from Fundulus heteroclitus (mummichog), 1786 nucleotides. Its product is annotated as T-cell surface protein tactile-like. The transcript is spliced from 4 exons. The record is from RefSeq and is a predicted model, not a curated record. NCBI's taxonomy places the organism in Eukaryota, Metazoa, Chordata, Actinopteri, Cyprinodontiformes, Fundulidae. Bases 190 to 1161 code for a protein of 323 amino acids.
GUAACUUAGUCGCAGCGACUGUAGUGAUCCUGCUGUCUGAACAAUUUAUAUGUAGUUUAUCAGCGAGCCGACAAAUAGCCGAUCUAAUAAGAUUUAGAGUUUUGAAUCAGACUUUGUGGGCUUUUGCUUUCAAAUCAAAAUAUUAAUUUAAGAUAAUUACAUCAAAUUGUCGGACGGUAAAACCCGGAAAUGUAUCACUUUGUCUCUCUGCUGUUGGAGCUGAUUUGGAUCUCCUUCAUUUCGUCUUCCUCUGCAGGCGAAGAAUCACUGGAAAAACACCCAACAAACAUCACAGUAGAACCUGGACAGAACGUCACUCUGCCAUGUAGAACUCCUGACAGCAAACCUGUUAUUGCUGUAGAGUGGAGCAGAACUGAUCUGGGGUCAGAAUAUGUUCUUCUCUACAGAAAUGACCAGUUUGAUCUAGAAAACCAGCAUCCAUCCUUUAAGAACCGGGUGGAUCUGGAGGAGGAACAGAUUAAGGCAGGAGACGUGUCUCUGGUUCUGAAGAACGUCUCCACUGAUGACAGAGGAACAUAUGAGUGUCUAGUCAUCCAGACGGAAACAAACAGCAGGGGGAAGACGGUUCUCUACAUAAACCUGGAUGUAGUUCCUCCUCCAGAUCAGAGAAACAUGACAGCAGAACUUGGACAGAACGUCACUCUGCCAUGUAGAGCUCUUGACAUUAAACCUAUUAUUGUUGUAGAGUGGGACAGAACUGAUCUGGGGGUAGAAUAUGUUAUUCUCUUUAGAAAUGACCAGUUUGAUCUAAAAAACCAGCAUCCAUCCUUUAAGAACCGGGUGGAUCUGCAGGAGGGACAGAUUAAGGAUGGAGACGUGUCCCUGACUGUGAAGAACGUGGUGACUGAUGACAGAGGAACAUAUGAGUGUCGAGUCUCCCAGUCGGAAACAACCAGCAGGAGGCAGACGGUUCUCUACAUAAAACUGGAUGUAGUUCCUCCUCCAGGGGAGCCUGUUGACAAGAACAAGGAUGGAUCUGGUCAACUGAGUGUCGUUCUGUUGGUAGCUGUCAUAAUGGGUAUUGCUAUUGCCGUUGGUGUUUUCGUGAUGUAUAGAAAGAAAUUAAAGUUUUUCCGGCCUCCUGAAGAACCAGCUGAACCUGAAGUCUCAAUACCUCUGGACUCAUCAGCUAAGUUUUGAAUUGAGCAGAUAAAGUGAAGUUCUGCUGAUGAUGAGACACAUUUCAGAGACUUAUGGAGGAUUUCCUCCUCAUGAGGACCAACAUCCUCCUCCUCCUCCUCCUCCUCAUCAACCUGCCGCAUCAAACCUGAACUCUGCCAUCAAGCGUUUCUGUCCUCCAGCAGAACCUCAGCUGGUCCAGAUCUGCUCUAAAAGCCGUUCCAGUCUGGACUUGUUGCCUCGUUAUUCUGUAAAGCUUUAGACUGAAUGUCAGGAUCCUGUUACAGUAUUGUUACUUUUAGAAGUUUCUGUAUUUAAACCUCCAAAUGUGUCCUGAUUUCAUCUUCAUCAUCACUGAACACAUCUGCCUGAUGGGUGCGAUGCCUUAUUUCACUCUGCAGAACCGCUGCGGCUCACUGUGCAGCUCUAGUUGCCUUCAGCAGCAGCUAACUGGUUAUUAUCUGACUUCAUGCUGAGGAGAACUUCAGGUCUCAGGGCCGACCUGCUGGUUCCUCUGGUUCUCCUGGUAAUGGAUCAAAUGGCUGCUUUAUGCACUGCUAAUGUUGUUUUAACAGAAACGUCUCAUUCAGGUUGUUAAAUGUUACGCUUGCCUUAAAAUCGAUUAAAUUGUUAUUUAUGAACCAUU